GCAGGCUUGACAGAGAAAGAGUGCAUAGAAGCAGAGAUUUCAAAACCACAAGGAUGAAGAAGAUUGCAGUCUUGAUUUUAUCGUUCAGCUGCUAUCUAUGUGAAGUGCAAGUUAAUGAAAACAAUGACAAAGUCCGUCAGUGCUCAGGAUCAACCAGCUGCUGUGACAUCUACUCCCUCACUUCUAUCAGUCAAAACCUGGGAGCAGUGGGAGAGAAAGUCACAAACAUGGCGGAAAAAAUAACACUCCUGGAGGCUAAGUUGCAAAACACUGAAAAAGAAGUCCUGGAGCUACGGAGCCUGACUGGAGGCACACCUCAGGUGGCCUUUUCUGCAGCUCUCAGGGAAUCUGGCUCUGGAAACACUGGACCUUUUACCACUGCUACCCCAUUACAGUAUAAGAGGGUCUUCUCCAACACUGGCAAUAGCUACAAUCCUUCAACAGGCAUUUUCACAGCAGUGGUCAAAGGAAUGUACUUCUUUCGAUUCUCCAUGUUCAACAACCUCAAUCCUGUUCCCAACUCUGUCGUGAGUCUCAUGAAGAACGGUCAACGGCUGACAUCUGUCUGGGACACCUCAGGGUCUGAUGGCAAUGACAUGGGCAGCAACGCUGUGGUCAUCCCCCUCGAGGUGGGAGACAAUGUGUAUGUGGAGCUUCUGGAAAACAGGAUGGUCUAUGAUGAUGGCAUGAACUACAACACCUUCAGUGGUUUUUUGCUCUUCACUAUAUGAUUCAAAGUACAUGAUUUCAGGUCUGAAUGUGUCUUCAUGCUUUUACAGUAAAAGGAAUAUACACUUUAUUCAUACUGUGUUGUGUUUAGCUGAACAAGCAGCAAAUUAGGAAAAUGUAAAUACAAUUUGAGACAUUUUAUUAAUAACAUCUGGGUAACAAAAUAAAUACGAAACUUUCUCUGCACAGUGCCUGUUUUGUUCUAUUUUCAUCUCAUAAUGUCAUGAUUUAAUCAUUUUCUUGUACAGUUACAAUGUGACUAACAGUGUGGUUAUUUGGACUGAAGGUAAACAUGCACAUAAGAAUGGUUUGAAAAAACACAAUAGAAAAUAAAAUAAUAAUAUAAAAAUA
Siniperca chuatsi (mandarin fish) is the source of this 1080-nucleotide messenger RNA. RefSeq names its product complement C1q-like protein 2. The transcript is spliced from 3 exons. Gene Ontology annotation, molecular function: protein binding. The record is from RefSeq and is a predicted model, not a curated record. The coding region runs from base 54 to 731 and encodes 225 amino acids. Lineage: Eukaryota; Metazoa; Chordata; Actinopteri; Centrarchiformes; Sinipercidae.